Messenger RNA from Tetranychus urticae (two-spotted spider mite), 1256 nucleotides. RefSeq lists its product as uncharacterized. The record is from RefSeq and is a predicted model, not a curated record. Lineage: Eukaryota; Metazoa; Arthropoda; Arachnida; Trombidiformes; Tetranychidae.
AUGAUGAUUAUGUUGAGUAACCUGUCAGCUUAGUUCAUUCUCGUUCUCUCUCAUCAAAUAAACUCACUUGUUGUUCAUUUGCCCUUUGCUCAUUUGAUAUUUUACUUUGGUUAACCUUGCAACAAUCAACAUUACGAAAAUAAUAGUUGAAGGAGAAGAAAAACUUUUACCAUCACAAAAAGUCCAACACACUGAUAAACAUUUCAAGUUUAAAUUAUUCUCCAAACUUCAGUGUCAAUCUCAAGGAUGAAAUUUAUACUGAAUUGGUGUUUCAUUUUAUUAUUUGUAACCAUUUGCUCCGUUUACGGUAAAUCCGAAUCCAAUGGGACAACCAGCGCCUUGAAACCGUACACAACGAAAGAUUUAAUCAUUGAUCUGUACAAAUCGUUUACGUCCGAUGGUUCAUCAACCAAUUCAUCAUCAACAGCAACCUCAUUGAAACCCUUCCAACGCGAUGUUAAAGCUUCAACCUCAUCAGUUUCACUCUUAAGUUACGGCAACUUGGCCUUACUUGGAGCCGUAGUCUUAGGUGGCCUUGCCUAUGUGGCACCAACCCUGAUGCCCGACUAUAGACGAAGAGCAGGUCCAAUGCCUCCAAUGCACCCAGUCUAUCCACAUCGAUUUUUUGACAGUUUAUCCGAUUUCUCAGCUGAUAUGAUUCCUUACAUUGAAAAUGAGAUUCAACAGCAGGGACACAAUUUUUACAAGCGCAACAAGCGAGCUGCUACCGGUACUGAGGAGCGAUUGAACCUUCAAGAUUUCCUCUCUAAAAGGUUCAUGGCCGUCUCAGAGUCUGUCAUGGUUUGGGCUGAACGAACAUUGGACAAUUUGCCCAAUUUACCUCGUCUGGAAGCUCAGGCUUGUAUGAAGAGGUGCAUUUGUGAAGCUCACAAUCAACCCAAAAAAUAUGGACUCACUGGCCUGGUUUUACAAUUAUUUUUCCCACCUUACAUUGAAAGUGAUACUCCAUCCAAGAUAAUAUCUAAAUAUCAAUUGGCUGCUCGAUAUGGAAGGACGGAAAACGCUAAUUGUGCUGUUCAAUAUGAUGAUUGUAUCGUCAAUUUUCUUGAUCUUGUUCAAAGUGUAACCAAUUUGAUUCUGUAAAUGAUUAAUUAUUUAUUUAGGUGCCAAUCAACAACCACAAUCACCACCAAUCUAUGUAUAUUUAUUGCUAUAUUUUUUUUCGACGAUUUACCCACCCACAAAGAAAACACGAAAUUUUAUACUAAAAAAUAAUAAAAGACAAAUUUGCUUCA